Molecule: messenger RNA, 4422 nt
Organism: Mytilus californianus (California mussel)
Lineage: Eukaryota; Metazoa; Mollusca; Bivalvia; Mytilida; Mytilidae
Product: protocadherin Fat 4-like
Exons: 9
Coding region: 1-4422 (1473 amino acids)
Biological process (GO): homophilic cell-cell adhesion
Cellular component (GO): plasma membrane
Molecular function (GO): calcium ion binding
Source: RefSeq, a predicted model, not a curated record
AUGACAUAUGACCUUGCGAACACCAAUGAAAAACUCAAUGUUCAAGUCAUUGAUGGUGGCACACCUCCUUUGACCGCUGCAUCUGAUGUUGUAGUAGCCCUAAAAGUGAUAGCUGUCAACGAUCUAGAUCCAGAAUUCUGGUCUACACCGUAUACUACUACUCUUCCAGAAAACAGACCUUUCGGAAGCUUUGUUUAUACUCCAACUCCACUUGAUUUAGAUGUAAUUGAUGAUGCUUGGACUCUACAAGCAUUCACAUGUAGCAAAGUCAACUCUGACUUAAUCACAGUCAACCCAGCAACAUGUGAGGUGACACUUGCUGGUAAUUUAGACUACGAGGUGGCUACAUCCCAUACCAUUACCUUACAGAUAGCAGAUAAAGGUUUUACACCUGUUAAGACAGCACAGACCAAUCUUGUAAUCACUGUUACUGAUGAAAAUGACAACAGUCCGAUAUGCUCUGCAUCUACAUAUGCCGCUCAAAUUGCAGAAAGUGCAAGUAUUGGCGACAUCAUGAUAACUUUGACCUGCACAGAUCUGGAUUCUAAUGCUAAUGGUCAAGUAUCGUAUUCUAUUACAUCAGGAAAUGAUGAUGGGUACUUUAGUGUUACUACAGUUGGUGCUAAUGGGCAGAUUAAGUUGGCUAAAACAUUUGAUUAUGAUAACUUUCUUGCUAAGACUACGUAUCAGAUAAAAGUACGCGCUAGUGAUGGUGGGACACCAGUGUUAUCGUCUGAUUUGGAUUUAACUAUUAAUUCAAUUGGUAUAAAUGACAACAACCCAGAAUUCCUAGAUACAGGAAUAUUUACCACAACUCUUCCUGAAAAUCAAAACACUAUUGUAGACGGAACCGGAUUUGUUUAUGAAACUACAAUAUUUGAUUUAGAUCUGAUUGACUCAGUGCUGGGAACAUUCCAGCCAGUGACUUGUUCAAUAGCAGCCAUAGCAGAAAACAGUGCAGUUGGAACACCAGUUCAGACUAUCACUGCUACUGAUGUUGAUCAAGCUGCUACUGCCGAUUCCACAAUUACAUACGGCAUUGAAACAGUGACUUCGUUGUUUGGUAUUGUGGCAGACACUGGAACAUCCAUAUUUACAAUAGCUGCAACAGAUGUAGAUAACGGAGAUGAUGGUCGAAUUGAGUACUCCCUGACGACACACAAUGAUAUGUUUAGUAUCGAACCAACCACAGGAAUCAUACGACUUUUGACAGGUCUAAAUAGCGAAGCAUUAAAUAUUUACACAGUAGAUGUCAACGUUUCUGACCUGUCUACCACUUCCCGAUUAUCUACUGCAACGUCUGUAACAAUUAAUGUCCUUGAUGUAAAUGAAUUCUCACCCAGUUGCAUCAACGUAGUAACUAUACGAUUAUCCCCACCUGUUGCUGUGUCUGAUGUUAUUUACAUAUUGAAUUGUACUGAUGAUGACACUGGUAUUAACGGUCAGAUUAACUACGGUUUCGUUACUGGUAAUACAAACUCCGACUUUAGUAUUGCAGCAAAUGGAGACGUGACAGUGGCCAAUGCUCUAAGUCAACUGACGUAUAAUUUAGAAAUUCAGGCGGCUGAUCAAGCAACUGUACCAAAAACGUCAUCAGUAUAUGUUAAUGUCAUUAUUGCAUCAUCUCCUACUUUUACUGCUCUACCUGACACAAAAAAUGUGAAUGAAGCGACAUCCGUCGGAACAGUUCUCUAUACUGUAACAGGAAAUUCUGCAACUGCUUCUAAAACAUUUUCAAUCACAAAUGGCAAUGGAGAUAAUAAAUUCACCAUCAAUUCUUAUACAGGAGCUAUAUAUCUUCUUAAUACACUAGACAGAGAAACCAUUCCUAAUUAUGUUCUCACAAUUCGUAUAUCGGAUGAUAUUAGUGUUACAUUUACAGAUGAUAUGCUAACAUUGAACAUCCUUGACAGUAAUGACAACUAUCCAAUAUUCUCAGCCGACUUUUUUAACAUCCCUAUUGUUGAAAGCGUAACCCCGACUACAGAAAUUAUUGAUUUGGUAGCAACAGAUGCUGAUACUGGAAUAAAUGGGGAUAUCGUAUAUGCUAUCACGAACGGAGAUCCUAGUAGUGUAUUUACUAUUAAUGCCGUCGGAAAAUUAGUCUUAAAUUCUGCUCUUGAUGUAGAAACUGUAUCAUCAUACAUACUUAUCGUAACAGCAACAGAUGGUGGAACCCCACCUCUUUCAGGUUCAACAACAUGUUUCGUAGCCAUUUCCGAUGUUGAUGAAUUUCCUACAGAGUUUCUUUCAACUGCUGCUGGCGGAAUUUAUUCUACAUCACUAGCAGAAGAUACGGCCAUAGGAGCUAAGGUUUUUAACAUAUCAGCACAAGACCUUGAUGCUACUGCAAGCAUCACAUAUUCAAUAACUGCUGGAAAUACUGAUCAAUCUUUUGUUAUGGAUCGAAAUACUGGUUUUAUAUAUCUGAGUAAGAUGUUAGACAGGGAAACAAAUGCAGCAUAUAGUUUAACCAUUCAAGCUGACAACGGGUUAGGGGAUACAUCAACAGCUACAUUUAAUAUUCAGGUAACUGAUGUCAAUGAUAAUCAACCUAAAUUCACACCAUCAACUGGAAGUUACAAUGUCGAUGAAAAUGAGGCUAUUGGGGCUCUUAUUGCAACAGUAAUUUGUACAGAUGCUGAUGAUGGACCUAAUUCUAACCUAACAUACACGUUAACAGCAGGAAAUACCGGAAAUGCGUUCCGGCUUGAUGGGACGGUAGUUGAAGUAAACAGCGCUCUGGAUUAUGAAACAACAAGUCGGUAUAUUCUUGUAAUAGAAGCCAAAGAUCAAGGGACACCAUCAAGGUCUGCAUCGAUGUCAAUUAUUAUUGAUGUGAACCCAAUAUAUCCUCUACCUGCAUUUAUUGCUGCUACAGAUACUAUCUCAAAGUUGGAAAAUACAAUAGUGGGCACAGUAAUUUAUGAUUGUGAUGCAACUACCGCCGGUGCAACUGAAGGUAUAGCUGGUGCUCUAGGAGAUUUAAACUACAUUAUCCAGUCUGGAAAUGGUGAAGGCAAAUUUGGCAUAAAUGAACAUUCUGGGGAAAUACAAGUAGUUGCUGUAUUGGACAGAGAUACAACUGCAAGUUACACACUUUUAGUUAAAGCCGUUAACCGCAACGAUGUCACAAAAAAAGAUUUCUUGUCACUCUCAGUGAAUGUAGGGGAUAUAAACGAUAUAACGCCUUCUUUUGGUAGUAGUGAAUACACAUUUUCAGUAGAUGAAAAUGCAGCUUUGAAUACUGUAGUUAAUACAAUGAUAGCUUUAGAUGGCGAUGACGGAGCUAAUAGUGCGAUAGUAUAUUCAUUUACAGCUGGUGAAAACAUGAUACAUUUUGAUUUAUCUUCUUCAGGGGUUAUAACCGUCAACUCUGCCCUCGAUGCUGCAACUCAAUCUUUAUAUUAUCUUACUGUAUCGGCUAUAGAUGGAGGAACACCAUCUUUAACCGGAACAUGUAAAAUUAAAAUAAAUAUUAACGAUGUAAAUGAUCAAACACCGUCAUUCUCUGCAGCUAUGUAUAAUUUAAGCUUGUCGGAACUUGUCAAUGUGAAUGACAUUGUUUUUCCGUUCCGAGCCAGUGAUGCAGAUACUGGACCUAACAGCAUUAUAACGUAUAGCAUUGCUUCGGGUAAUGGUGAUUUUAGGUUUAGCAUUGAUCCCCUGACUGGUGAUUUGAAAUUAGCUGGAAUACUGGACCGCGAAACAACAGAUAGUUACGUUCUUGAAGUACAUGCAAGUGAUAGUGGCAUUCCAGUUAACACUGGAACAACAGUUCUGUCUAUUACAGUCACCGAUGCAAACGAUAAUGACCCUGUAUAUACGACUGGUUCUGGAACACCAACUUUAUAUGUGACUACUUCAAGAACUACCGCAGUCGGAACUAGCUUAAUUACCACCACAGCAACUGACGCUGAUAUAAAAAACAACGGACAAGUUGAAUAUUUUAUAAUAAGUGGUGACCAAGAUUCAUUGUUUAAUAUCAAUACCAUAACAGGAGAAAUAACAACAGCAAACAGCAUCGUACCUGCUAGUGAUUUAUAUCAUUUAGUCAUUCAUGCCGUAGACAAAGGUUCAAUAAGACGAACAGCUACAGCCACUGUUCAGGUCACCGUUGAUCCUCCAUUGACUCCAAGCGCUAACGAUUAUACAUUCAAUGUCAAUGAGGAUGCAUCGAUUGGAACAAAUAUAGAUAAUGUGAGCAAUAGAGGAACAAAACCAAAGAAGGAUAAACACAGUAUGAAGGUAUCAAUGAUGAAUUUUGCCUCCACUAGAGAUGAUGUUCCACCUGCUUUAUUUCACGAUGGAAAAUACAUGAAGGAGAACCCCAAUGCAGAUGUUGGACGAGAAGGCACUAUAACACCAAGACAAAUCCUGAUCGAGUCAAAAAGAUCAUUCACAGGAAAUUAUUCUUAUUGA